CGUCACGUUUAGUGAUCUGUCUGCUGUCACAUUCUGUACAAUGUUUUCUAUCUUUAACUUAGAAGGAAGCGCUGUUUGAACAGUGAGUCAUCAACCAAUCAGAAUAAAGAGAAUUUCUUCUAGCCUCCUCAAUAUCACAAUGUAUGUCUUGAAUUGCACGAUGUUAAAGAGGGAAAUAUUCUCUUCAACACUAGCGACACCUUUAGAUUGACAGUCCAUGUUGUCAAUGUACAUAUGUACAUUAUGUCUUUUACUUAGGCAGGGCGACGAUGUAGAGGUUAGGUAUACAAAGUGUUGAUGUAAACAGAUCGGCAAGUUUGCAAUAUGAUUAUAUAGUUCUGCGAUCACGUUUUGCCUCAUAACUUUUAAUGCAUUUAAUUUUACACUCCAAUGGCAGUUGUGCACCGUGUAUUAUUUACAUGGUUCUAUCUUCUAGUCUUUCUGGCCCUACUUAAUAUGAAACUUGAACAGAAAAUACAAUGGAACUGGUUCAUAGUUUUUAUCCCAAUGUGGUUUUAUGAUCUCGUUCUUCUUGGUAACGGAGUUUUCUUUAUAAUUUCCCAUUGCAAGAAUGGACGUGUUCGUGAUGUAUACCGCGAAGUAUGGUAUACAGCAGCUGUGUUUUUGAAAUUAAGCGUUGAGAUUUUGAUAUGUGUGAAAUUGGAAGUAUCUCAGUGGUUCCUACCGGCGAAAGUUGUCUUGGCACCAUUCUGGAUUCUGCUUUCAGCAUUGGCAGUUUAUGUGUUCGUACAGCUGAUAAAGUUACAUCGUUUUUGAUGAAGGCCUGAUCCUGA
Molecule: messenger RNA, 794 nt
Organism: Megalopta genalis
Lineage: Eukaryota; Metazoa; Arthropoda; Insecta; Hymenoptera; Halictidae
Product: transmembrane protein 60
Source: RefSeq, a predicted model, not a curated record